This is a messenger RNA of Cucurbitaria berberidis CBS 394.84, 762 nucleotides long. Its product is annotated as GTP-binding protein. Bases 1 to 570 code for a protein of 189 amino acids. Gene Ontology annotation, biological process: vesicle organization; intracellular protein transport; endoplasmic reticulum to Golgi vesicle-mediated transport. The transcript is spliced from 8 exons. The record is from RefSeq and is a predicted model, not a curated record. Gene Ontology annotation, molecular function: GTPase activity; GTP binding. Gene Ontology annotation, cellular component: endoplasmic reticulum exit site; COPII vesicle coat. NCBI's taxonomy places the organism in Eukaryota, Fungi, Ascomycota, Dothideomycetes, Pleosporales, Cucurbitariaceae.
AUGUGGGUCCUCGAUUGGUUUUGGGACGUUCUGUCGUCGCUUGGUCUGAUGAACAAGCACGCCAAACUUCUCUUCCUUGGGCUUGAUAAUGCCGGAAAGACCACGCUUCUCCACAUGCUCAAGAACGACAGGGUCGCAGUUCUCCAACCGACGCUGCACCCGACAUCCGAAGAGCUCUCGAUAGGCAACGUCAAGUUCACGACAUUCGAUCUCGGAGGCCAUGCACAAGCACGACGACUAUGGCGUGACUACUUCCCUGAAGUCUCCGGCAUUGUCUUCCUCGUUGACGCCAAAGACCACGAGCGCUUCGACGAAUCAAAAGCGGAACUCGACGCCCUUCUCGCCAUGGACGAGCUCAAGUCCACCCCGUUCGUCAUCCUCGGUAACAAAAUCGACCAUCCCGAUGCCAUCUCUGAGGACCAAUUGCGCUCGGUGCUAGGCCUGUAUCAGACGACAGGCAAGGGCAAGGUACCGCUAGAGGGUAUCAGGCCGGUGGAGGUGUUUAUGUGUAGUGUGGUUAUGAGGCAGGGCUAUGGGGAGGGGAUUAGGUGGUUGAGCCAAUAUGUCUAGAUUCGACGAAGUCCAGGCGGUAGUCCCACGAAGGGUCAGAUCCCAGAGCUGAAAGAUAGGACUGGUGAGUUCACAGUGCAGGAUAGAAGGUGAUAUGAUGCACGACAAAGUUACGCACACUAGAUGAACUAUUAUGGGCGUUGGCGUUGAUAUCAAAGAACAACAUUACAUACUAUUUUCUCCAAUUCGUAC